UUGUCAUUGUAUUUUGCAUAUAAGUUUUCUUUUUCUCUCUGGUGCGACGUUAUUAUCAUUCUAUGCAUCCAUGGGCCACCUGAUUUAGCGCUACCACUUUCCCUUCUCUACUGUCCCAAGUCUCACGACUGCGUUUGCAACCUUCGGAGAUGUGGCGAAUGGCUCUCUCCGCCAAAACCAGCAUACGGCUAUUACGACUGCCUUAGUUAGAUACCUAUCAUACACAUUACAUAUGUAGCUCUGUAUGGCUUUCCAACUCAUGAACUCGCAGACGAAUGUUUUCCAGGCUAUUGUUGGCCUGAGAAUCCCAAUUAUGAUAAAGUAGGGGUAGAAACUGGGUCGUGGUAUUGCUUGCCAUCUGAAAAAGGCUUCCUCAUAGAAUUUGGACUUCGACGCCCUCUCCUCCAGUCUUGAUCACCGCGCCAGGCUCGGUGCUCACUUAUGAAGGCCGAGUCUCAGUGUUGGCAUCAGAGGCCGAGGAGCUUUUAAAGGUACAGGUGGACCGAUCAGCCCUUUCCUCCUCGACUUCCUUAUCCUCUAUCUAUCCUCUACCCUAUCCUCUACCUCCUAUUCCUCAUCUCCCCGACUGUCAGCAUCUCUCCGACCGUCCGGUUUGUGUGAGUUUGCCUUGCCCUGCAAGAUGGCGUCCUACCUGGUGCCCUUCGACAGUCUGAUUUGCAUGCUGCUUGGCAUCUCCUUCACCGUAUGGGUCACUCUCCUCCUCGUCUUCAUCAUCGUGCCGGCCAUCUUUGGAGUGUCCUUUGGCAUACGACGCCUCUACAUGAAGGCCCUGGUCAAGCUGUUUGAAUGGGCUACUCUGCGUAUGGAGAGGAGAGCGCGAGAGAAGAACCAGGAACUCUACAAACCCUACAGCAAUGGCAUCAUAGCGAAGGAGCCGGUCACUCUGGAGCAGGAGAUUCAGGAACUGCGGAGCAGCAGUGGCGUCAGCAUCAGCAGUGGCGGCGGCUCCGGCGGUCCGGCGGCGUCCUCGGCCGAGUUUGAGCUGGCCGACAUCUUCUCGUUCUCCCGGCGCGGCGUGGAGAGCAUCGUGGACGACGAGGUGACCAAGCGCUUCACGGCGGAGGAGCUGGAGAGCUGGAAUCUGCUGACCCGCAGCAACUACAACUUCCAGCACAUCAGCACGCGCCUGACCGUGCUCUGGGGGCUCGGCGUCGUCAUACGAUACGGAUUCCUGCUCCCGCUCAGGGUGACUCUGGCCUUCACUGGAGUGGGUCUGCUCGUGGUUCUCACCAGUGUCGUGGGGCUCCUUCCCAACAGCCGCAUGAAGAGCUAUCUCAGUGAGAAGGUUCACCUGAUGUGUUAUCGGAUCUGUGUGAGGGCUCUAACUGCCAUCAUCACUUACCAUGACAGUGAGAACAAGCCGAGGAAUGGAGGCAUCUGUGUGGCCAACCACACUUCUCCCAUCGAUGUUAUCAUUUUGGCAAGCGACGGCUGCUACGCAAUGGUUGGCCAGGUGCACGGUGGCCUGAUCGGGAUCAUCCAGAGAGCCAUGGUCAAGGCUUGUCCUCAUGUUUGGUUUGAGCGCUCCGAAGUUAAAGACCGCCACCUGGUGGCCAAAAGGCUGAGUGACCACGUAGCAGACAAGACCAAGCUGCCCAUCCUCAUCUUCCCAGAGGGCACCUGCAUCAACAACACCUCCGUCAUGAUGUUCAAGAAGGGCAGCUUUGAGAUCAACUGUGUCGUCUACCCAGUGGCCAUCAAGUAUGACCCUCGUUUCGGGGAUGCCUUCUGGAACAGCAGUAAAUUUGGGAUGGUAAACUACCUCCUGCACAUGAUGAGCAGCUGGGCUAUAGUCUGCAGCGUGUGGUACCUGCCCCCCAUGAGGAGAGAGGAAGGGGAGGAUGCAGCUCAGUUUGCCAACCGGGUCAAAGCGGCCAUUGCCAGGAAGGGUGGACUGGUGGACCUGCUCUGGGAUGGCGGUCUGAAGAGGCAGAAGGUGAAGGAAGCUUACCGGGAAGAGCAGCAGAAGCUCUACAGCAAAGUGCUGGUCGGCGUCCAGGAAGAACGUGGCUGUGCCUGCCACCAGGGCGGCGCUAUGGAGGAGCAGCAGUGUCAAUGUGAUCACAGCGAACCUGAAGAGGAUCAUCAAUGCCUAUAUGAGCAUGACAGCUCGGCAGAGCACCAUGGACAUUCAACUGGCACCAUGGAAGAAAAUGGGCACUAUUGUGACCACGUUGGCAUUGUUGAGGCUGAUGGACAAGAUGGUGACCAGGGUGCCGCUGUUGAGGUGGAUGGACACCAUGGUGACCAGACUGACACUGUUGAGGUGGAUGGACACCAUGGUGACCAGACUGGCAAUGUUGAGGUAGAUGAACACCAUGGUAACCAGACUGGCACUGUUGAGGUGGAUGGGCACCAUGGUGACCAGACUGGCACUGUUGAAAUGGAUAGGCAUUCUUAUGACCACUCUGGCACUAUGCAGAACCAUAGGCACCUCUGUGAUCAGACUGGCAGUGUUGACGAUGAUGAUGGUAGUGGCCAGUCCUGCGAUCUGACUGGCAGCGUGCAGGACGGUGGGCACUUGCGUAAACGGACUGGCAUCCUGAAGGAUCCUGGGUGCUCCUGAGACAGCCAGCGGGCACUGAGGCUGCCACUGUGCCAAUGACUUUAAUGCCACCGGACUGGGGCCUGCACCCCCAGGAGUACAGGGGGACCCACAGUGAGCCUGGCCUAGAACGAAGCCCCUGGACUGGGCACCGCUGUGGGAUGUGCCCCCACCAAGAGACUGGAGCCUGCUGGAGCUCUGUCUCUCUGCUGUCUUUAGUUCCCACGGGUCUCCUGAUUGCAUUAGAAGGAGUUUUUUUGAUUGUUUGUUUAGGGUUUAUUAUUAUUAUUAUUAUUAUUAUUAUUAUUAUUAUUAUUUUGCACACUUUGCACGACAAGCACAGGCAUUAGUUGAUUUUAUUGAAGUUGUUCUGUAACAUUUCAACUAAAGAAUUCAUUUUAUUUUUUGAUGUUUGAUUUUAUUUGGCUACAUUUGUUUACAGUUGUUGAGGUUUUCAGUUCUGCAUGUUCAGGAGCAGAAGGGUGAGAUUGGGAAAAAGGGGUGUGCUCAGUACACAGAGAGGGAAAGAAAGAAAGGGAGAUAUGAAAGAAUGAAUGAAGGAGGGCAGAAAGAGAUGACAAAGAUUACUUGGCCAGUCGAGCUCAGAGUUGACCUUUGAUACACAGUAUCUGCUGUAAUGUGCAGGGGUUUGUUUUUGUUUUGUUUUUAAAUAAAAAACACCUUGUGUGCUCUUUUUAA
Alosa sapidissima (American shad) is the source of this 3265-nucleotide messenger RNA. It is a transcript of the gene gpat4, whose product is annotated as glycerol-3-phosphate acyltransferase 4. Bases 641 to 2587 code for a protein of 648 amino acids. Gene Ontology annotation, molecular function: glycerol-3-phosphate O-acyltransferase activity. Gene Ontology annotation, cellular component: endoplasmic reticulum. Gene Ontology annotation, biological process: triglyceride biosynthetic process. The record is from RefSeq and is a predicted model, not a curated record. The transcript has 13 exons. NCBI's taxonomy places the organism in Eukaryota, Metazoa, Chordata, Actinopteri, Clupeiformes, Clupeidae.